Camellia sinensis is the source of this 1405-nucleotide messenger RNA. Its product is annotated as clathrin light chain 1. Gene Ontology annotation, biological process: clathrin-dependent endocytosis; intracellular protein transport. Lineage: Eukaryota; Viridiplantae; Streptophyta; Magnoliopsida; Ericales; Theaceae. The record is from RefSeq and is a predicted model, not a curated record. Gene Ontology annotation, cellular component: clathrin coat of trans-Golgi network vesicle; clathrin coat of coated pit; plasma membrane. Gene Ontology annotation, molecular function: structural molecule activity; clathrin heavy chain binding.
ACGCACUCCCUUCACUUCGAAGUUUCGUAACACGUAGAUAUUUUUACAUACAGAGAGAGAACGAAGAAGAGACAACGAAGAGAGAAGAGCGAUCGAGCGAGAAUCGAGAGAGAGAGAAAGCCCGCAAGAAUCUAGAGAGAGAGAGAGAGAGACGAGACAAAGAAAUGUCUUCAUUCGAUACAUACAGCAACGACGGUGUUGAAGACCCGAUGGGGACUUCGGCUCAUCCAUUCGCCGACAACGACGGCGGCUACGACACCUACUCCAGCUACGCCUCCGCCGAUCCACCGCCGUACGACGGCGGCGGUGGCGGAUUCACCGCUGACUACGAUGAGGUCACCGUAGAUUACGCUUCUCACUCGGCGAACGGUGCUGAUUCCUUUGGUUUCGGCUCAGAUCCGAGCCACGAGUACGCUCAAUCGUCGCCGUUCGCUUCUUCGAUCCCUGUAUCCAACGGCAAUGGCAAAUCGUACGACAUUGGUGAAGACGCCGACGGAAUUUUCAGUUCCGAUGGGCCGGUGCUUCCGCCUCCUACUGAAAUGCAGCCUGAUGAAGGUUCCGCACUUCGCGAAUGGCGACGUCAAAAUGCAAUUCGGCUUGAGGAGAGGGAAAAGAUGGAGAAGGAGUUGCGGAAUCAGAUUAUCGAGGAAGCUGAAGAGUAUAAACGAGCUUUCUAUGAGAAAAGAAAGCUCAAUAUAGAGACUAGCAAGAUUGACAACAGAGAGAAAGAGAAGUUAUACUUGGCUAAUCAAGAUAAGUUCCACAAAAAUGCUGAUAAACAAUACUGGAAAGCAAUAGCAGAGCUCAUUCCUCAUGAGGUUCCCAAUAUUCAGAAGAGAGGCAAGAAGGAGCAGCAAGAAAAGAAGCCAGGGAUCACAAUCAUCCAGGGCCCCAAGCCCGGGAAACCUACUGAUCUCUCAAGGAUGCGCCACAUAUUGGUGAAGCUGAAGCACACACCCCCACCUCACAUGGUACCACCGCCCCCACCCGCUCCUGCCAAGGAUGCCAAAGAUGGAAAGGAUACCAAGGUCGGAAAAGAUGCCAAAAAUGGAAAAACCGCAGCAUCAAAUCCAGCUGGAGAGUCACCGCCUGUUCAUGUGAAAGAUGUCAACAUUAACAAUUCUCCACCAUCAUCCACGUCUAAACAAGAAGAGUCUGCUGCUGCAACUGACCCCAGGCCUGCUAUCUGACUUAGAUUCGACGGCCUCAUCAAGCAUUGUGCAUUUUCACUCCAAAAUUUUUAUCUGUUUGUUCCAUUUUCACAUUAUUGUUGCCAUUUUGCCGUGUCUGUUACUGUGGAAACCCGUCUUUACUUUUCUUUGAGAUAUGAUGUUGAUUGAGAUUUUAAAAUUCAUUGUCACAUUCUUUAUAAAAUUAUAAUUUGUGAUAACUAGAUUUUUUUUAA